This is a messenger RNA of Hermetia illucens (black soldier fly), 3934 nucleotides long. RefSeq names its product bestrophin-2 (gene Best1). The transcript is spliced from 10 exons. Bases 1041 to 3428 code for a protein of 795 amino acids. Gene Ontology annotation, molecular function: chloride channel activity. Lineage: Eukaryota; Metazoa; Arthropoda; Insecta; Diptera; Stratiomyidae. The record is from RefSeq and is a predicted model, not a curated record.
UUCAGAAUAAUGUAAACAUAGACAAAGUGUGCUGUUUGACUUUCUUGCCACUAAUCAGCUAAGUAAAUCAAAGAUUCUUGCUUGCUUAGCAAGAGGCUAAGCUGCGGUUCCUUGAAGAGUGACUCACUGUUUGCCCUGGAAGCAAUCAUUGCGUCAUGGGGAACAUUCUGACAUGUGAAAUGCAAUUGCAACUGUCUAUUGUUGCAUAAUUUAAUCGCAGAUACUAAUUAGAUUCGAACGUUGCGGAGAACGUCCAACUAAAGUAAUCGUGACUGCGAAAGAUAGUGUGUACUUACACGCAGGGAACAGUCGUCAUGCGAACUCUAGAGGACAAAACUGAGAAAAGUUGCGAAAGAACAACUGGCCGGGGUGCAACAUCUCGCAAUCCACCAGUUCUCUCUUAUUCUUCCAUCUGAAAGCUGGUCUGAUCCGCCCACACACCACAUAGUAGGUCGCCGCUUGUUUGCAAAGCUAAUGGUUUUCAACUUAGCUAAAAAUCGGUUCUAUCACUUUAAAAAUAUCUCGUCGCUGUUCCCAAAAUUUCAAGCAACAGAGGAGUCACUCAUUCUCGAGACUAUCUUAAGGAAUUUCGUAGAUUUUUUUCCCACUUUUGCAAUCAUAAUUCUAUCGUUUUAUUUAUCAGUGAUUCAACCUAUGCAAAGUGAAAAGCUUCGAGCAAAGUAAAAUGAAAUCGGAAGUGAUAAAAUGAAACGAGUAACAUAAAACAAGUGCAAAGUAUCUAAUAGAAUGGAAUAUCUAAAAGAAACGUGAUUCGUAUUUAUAUUGUAGGAUACAUCUGAGAAAUUGUGUGCAUUACUUAAAGGUGCGUGAUGUGAUAUUAUAUCUUAAAUAUAAUAAAUAAAAGUAAAUAAAAUUUAAUCGCUGUGUGAAACAACUAAAAUAUUAGUAUUUGUAUUUGUGGCUCGAAUAUUACAAAGCUGUGAUUUUAUUUAGGUGCUUUAACAUUAGAUAACGUAGUUAUUUAUAAAAAUUUCUUAAUGAAAAGCGGUUAACAGUAGGCAAGAAGUAGCGCAUUCAAAAUGACGGUUACAUACACAGCAGAAGUAGCAACUUGCCGAGGAUUUGGAUGUUUUCUCAAACUUUUAUUAAGGUGGCGUGGAAGCAUUUACAAACUAGUAUGGUUGGACUUAUCAGCAUUUCUCCUAUGCUAUUACAUUCUUAAUAUAGUUUAUAGAAUUGUAUUAACUCCAGAACAAAAGAGAUUAUUCGAAAGUGUUGUCCAAUAUUGUGCUGCCUACAGUAAUCUGAUUCCACUUUCAUUCGUGUUAGGUUUCUACGUUUCAAUAGUGAUGACACGAUGGUGGAAUCAAUAUACAAGCAUUCCAUGGCCAGACUCUAUAGCCGUAUUUGUUAGCGCUAAUGUUCACGGUCAGGAUGAACGCGGUCGAGUGAUGCGUCGUACAAUAAUGCGAUAUGUGUGCCUUUGCAUAACAAUGGUUCUAACUAACAUUUCACCCCGUGUGAAGAAACGGUUCCCUACUUUAGGUCAUCUUGUAGAAGCUGGUCUUCUAGUUGAAAACGAAAAAAAUAUUAUAGACGUCCUGAAUGCAAACUUUCCAAGACAUUCAAAACAUUGGCUUCCAAUCGUUUGGGCUGCGAGUAUAGUGACGAGAGCUCGAAAGGAAGGACGAAUUCGUGAUGAUUUUGCGGUGAAAACAGUAAUUGAUGAGUUGAAUAAGUUCCGAGGACAGUGUGGUUUGCUGAUAUCUUUUGAUACCAUAAGUGUACCUCUGGUAUAUACGCAAGUGGUGACUCUGGCGGUGUACUCGUAUUUCUUAACGUCGAUCAUGGGACAACAGUGGACUGACAAUAAGGAAGUUGCACCAGGAUUGCUGAACAUUAUUGACCUGUACUUCCCUUUGUUCACAACUUUGCAGUUCUUUUUCUAUAUGGGAUGGCUCAAAGUGGCUGAAUCACUUAUAAAUCCCUUUGGUGAGGACGAUGACGAUUUUGAGGUCAGUUGGAUGGUGGAUCGAAAUCUACAAGUUUCCUACAUGAUAGUCGACGAGAUGCAUCACGAGCAUCCCGAACUCAUCAAGGAUCAGUACUGGGAUGAAAUCUUCCCGAACGAAUUGCCUUACACCAUCGGAUCAGAACGAUUCCGGGAAGUACCUCCUCAACCAUCAACGGCCAAAAUUGAAGUACCAGCCAAGGCAGCCAUGACGUCAAAUCUGUCAAGUGUUAAAGUUGAUGACAUGGUCGGUAAAACUGGGCAAAACUUAGUUACUACUAAUUAUAAGUUUCCAGAAAUUGGAGAAGAGGUGAUGGGUCAAGUUGAUCAAAAUGUUGCCACAGAUAAUAAUACAUCAAAUGUGAAGACCACUCCUGCUUCCACAAAGCAGGAAUUGUUGUCUGGCGCCGGAAAAGACACUGAUAAAGCUACUGAACCUUCGAUAAAUCCUAAAACUCGUACAGUUGACGAAAAGCAAGAAAAGGCAACUUAUUUAGUACCUCCAAAGAAAGCAGACGAUAAUGCGAGUGGCAUACACUUCACGGUGGGUAGUCAUAAGGCUGACAGGCACAUAUCGGGAGCUUCCACCCCAAGCAUGGCCAGCGUGUCGGGAACUAUGUCAAGGGUGAAUACUGUAGCGUCUGCUUUGAAGCGCCUUCUCAGUAGGGAUGACGGCAAUAAAGGUGUUUCCACACCUGAUGUCACUUUUAACACUCGUCUUCCAGGCUCAGCUAGCACUAAUAGUCUUGCACCAACGUCAAAGGCUCCCGCGGCCCAAGGAAGCAUGCGAAUCACAGACCAAGUUAUCGAAGAAGUCGACGAACAAAUGACAAUAACUUCACGUGCAGGCGAGAAUAUAAAUCGGCCAACAGUGUAUGAUAUUUUCGAUCACACAGGACCAAUUGCAACUUCUGCUCCAGUUGAUGUACCAAAGAGUGGCAGACCUGCUUACAUUCGAACCCAAUCUGCAGCCGAUGAUAUCAAUAGGCAACCUUUCAUAUUCCCUGCGGGUGUUGUGGACAAGCUCAGUUCUUCAGCUCCAACAAAGGAUCAGGGCCAUAUGCCUCCAGCUGAGGAAAAGGCACCGACCUUAUUGGAUAAGGAUGGUCAAAAGCCAGCAAGUGUUGAGUCAGUUCACAUAUUCCCAAUGGAGGACGUAGACAACAAACAACCGAAAACAGAACCCCCACCCGAAGAAGCUGCAGAUGAUUUCGAAAAGCUCCGACAAGCUCGAGAAAAGGAGCGUAUUGAACGACAAAAGCAAAAGAUUGCCAGAUCCAUCAGUACUCAACCGCCACUAGCAAAUGUUGAAGGAGCUGCUGCGCCGCCUGCUGAUCAGCAAGGACAGGCGCCGUCUCAACAACCUGACCCAACUGCUGCUGGAGGCGCAGGUGAUAGAAGCUCCGUCAUUGGUUACGCAUCAAAUCGCAGUUCAUAUAAUGACCCGAACUUAUAACAGGAGCCAAUAGUAGUCCAGUUUUUCCUACCAAGUGAAUGAAAUAUAAAAACAAACUCAAUGAACUCCGCACAAAUUUAAAGACUAGAGUCCAGUCCUGCCGAUUGAUCCUGUCACCUGUUCGAUGGGAAUGCCGAGGGGAGUAUCAUAACCAAGAACUUCUUCUUCGAUAUUAUCCUGAAAAGGAAAGCCUUUAUCUCAUUGAUGGCUAAGCGAAGGGCAUCAUCAAAAGUAUUCAUCGCGAUUACCUAUAUCUACUUUAAGUUGAAGAUAUCGUAAGACAAGACGUUUGUAUAGUUAGUAUCUUACUACCUUUUGGAAGCAACUCAAUCAAUCUACUUAACUUAUUGAAGAUGGAAAUAAGGAGCUAUUGUUAGUGAUUUUAUACAACUUCGAAUCUGAGCUGCUCGUUGUGGCAAUGUAACACAAGUAUUUUUUUAUAUUGUUUUUCGAAAAUAAGCUAUUUUGUAAAUAAAAGCAAAAUAAAGAUAUUUAUCUACGCUUCA